This is a messenger RNA of Melopsittacus undulatus (budgerigar), 1133 nucleotides long. RefSeq names its product HCLS1 associated protein X-1 (gene HAX1). Gene Ontology annotation, cellular component: apical plasma membrane; sarcoplasmic reticulum; clathrin-coated vesicle. Lineage: Eukaryota; Metazoa; Chordata; Aves; Psittaciformes; Psittaculidae. Bases 161 to 988 code for a protein of 275 amino acids. The record is from RefSeq and is a predicted model, not a curated record. Gene Ontology annotation, biological process: regulation of actin filament polymerization; negative regulation of apoptotic process. The transcript has 6 exons.
CCCUUGUCCGUGCCCCGGUCCCGGCUCCGCUGCGGAUGGGGAGCGGAGCCCGGUGGGAUGCGGGAGGGCAGCGCUGGGGCCGGGGCUUAGGACCCGGCGGCUCCCCCGGCGCUGCGCGACAGCCGGCGGCGCUUUACGGCAGCGCGACGAGGAGGCCGCCAUGAGCUUCUCGGAUGUGUUCCGGGGCUUCUUCGGGUUCCCGGGGCCGCGGAGGCCCCGGGACCCUCUCUUCGGCUCCGCGGCGUGGGACGAUGAUGAUGAUGGAGACGAGGACGAGGAAGGCUCCUCCGUACCGGUGCCGGUGCCCCCGCCGCGCUCCGGGCCCCUCGAGCAGCUCUUCCGGGACAUGGGGGAGCUCCUGGCGCUGUUCGGUGGCACCGGGGCCGGGUCUGGGCUCCCGCUGCCCCCUCCGGAGCCGGGACCGCUGCGGGACUCGAUGCUGAAGCACCCGGAGAGCCGGAGCUGGAGCCCGAGCCCUGCGCUGGACCGGUCCCCGGCCACCCCCGGCCUCAAGGCAGACCAGGACCUGGACUCGGAGGUGUCGGCCGCAGGGCUCGGGCCUGUCCUGCGAGGGGAGCUCCGGGAUCACCGGGAUCAUCACCGGUACUUCCAGAGCGUGUCCGUCACCAGAGUCACCCUGCCCGAUGGGGCAGUGGAGGAGCGCCGCACGGUCCAGGACAGCCAUGGUCGCAGGGAGACAACGGUGACUCGCCACAGGGGGGACCAGACCUUCACCAGCACCAUCACCGAGGACGGGCAGAGCAGAGACCACCGGGAGGAGCUGCUGCGGGUGGAUGAUGGUGAGUGGGGCACUGAGCAGGGUGUGUGGGGCAGGGCAGGGCCCCAGGAACCAGCUCCUCCUGCUCUCCCAGGGCAGCCGGUGCCGUUCACAGGUACCCGGACACCAGAUGAUCUCCAGCCUCCCACCAUGAGGGAUCCAUCCUCUGUGCUGGGCAGCAUCUUCCGACGCUGGUUCUCAGGCUGGUAACUGUGCCCAGCCUGGCUGAGCACCCUGUAGAUGGAUCACAUCCUGCUGGGAGCUGGUGUCAGGAGCUGCUCAUCUUCUGUGGAAACACCUCUUGUGGGGCUGAGUGUGCACAUGUGUACAGAGAAAUAAAGUCUAUUUAUGCUAA